CAGUAUUUUGAAGACAUUUUGAAUCCAAUGCACUUAUUAUGGCUCACUGUUUGGCCAGGGCUCCCCUUUUCUCUUAACAUGGUCUAAUACAUUAUCCUUCCAUAGUACAAAUAUCAGACUGGGCCCCUAUCAGACACUUUGUGCCCCCCAUUUCCAUUUGGGGACAGUCCUACAUUAUGGAAAUCUUUUAUUUAUAGACAUAGAGUUUCACAACGUACCUGUUCUAUUAACACUGGGAGAUAUAUUGCAGCAAUAAUGCACAUUUUAAGAUCAUAAUGUCACAUCAAUUAUGUGUUUAUGGAACAGAGCAGCUUCCUUAUCAAAUGUGUAACGUGCCUGGGUUUGAUUUACAUGCCACUCACAAACAAAUGAGAUCUCCUUAUCUUUGAACUGUGAUAUUACUUAACAACAGAAAGGUCAUAACUAGCACUUCCUUGAAAUUGAGAUAUAUAAGGAGCAGGGUAUCCUGUCUCUCAUUUCAUAUGAACCCCAAAGAGUUACAAUGGCGCUGCUAAGAGUCUUAAUCUGGUGCUCCUCUCUAUUAGCGGCGGUGACCGCAUCACACAUGAUGGGGGGGGUCAUGACUUUCCGCCCAAGGGGCAUAAAUCCUGACGGAUCAUUAAAGGUCGACUUCAAAUACAAAGCUGCGUUUAUCGAUGAAUAUAGUCUCAACUUUUACUGGUACUGUCAGUACGGCAACUGCGGCAGCCAAGUACAACACUCCUAUGCAAGGGUAGAUAACAGCACAUACAGGUGGUACCAAUCUGAAGGCCACAUUGUCACACACGUGAGGAAUGACAAGCCGUUUUAUCUCGCGGAUAGCAAUUGCUGCUGGGUGAACGCCAAUAAUAACUACGGCUCGUGGAGUCUUCAGACCGGUGUGGAUUUGGGAACCAGAUCUGACACAACAAAACCGAACAACUCCCCGGUGACUACAAUAAUCCCAGUGAUCAGGGUUCCCAGAAAUUGCCCCAGUUCCUAUAAAUUAAUGGCGCAUGAUCCAGACGGAGACACAGUGCAGUGCAGAUAUGGAUAUCAAUACGGGGAGUGUGGCACUUGUAACUGGCAUUCCCAGUUCCAGUUAGAUCAAAAAAACUGCGUCCUGUCGUUCUCCUCCACCCCCAGCACGGGCACCUACGCCUUUGAGUUGGUCUUGGAAGACUUCCCUAGUACAAACAUUUUCCUCAGAUACAGCGACGGGAGCAUUAGCUACAAGUACAGAAAUAGGGCACGGAAAAGCAGAGAGGCGAAGAAGGACAGUAAAUAUUACUGGUACAGCACCGAGACAUAUCAAACCGAUGCAAUAACUUCCAUUGAAGAAAGCACAAUUAUUGAACUGGAAACUACAGUAACAGUUGACUCUUUAAUAUCAGAAGCUCCAAUGUAUCCAACUUCCCAUCCUGACCUUUCCUCAUGGCACACAGAAGAAAAAACACCAGGUUACCUAGCAACUGAUACAGCAAGACUUGAAUCCCACCAAACCGCAGAAUACACUACAGGGCCUGAGUAUCCUACACAUGACUUUGCUACUUCUGAGCUCCACACGCAGUAUCCUACACAUGACUUUGCUACUUCUGAGCUCCACACACAGUAUCCUACACAUGACUUUGCUACUUCUGAGCCCCACACGCAGUAUCCUACACAUGACUUUGCUACUUCUGAGCCCCACACACAGUAUCCUACACAUGAGGUUUCUACUCCUGAGGACCCCACAGAAGGACAUAUAGCUACCAGUCCAACUGAUCGUUCAGAAUAUUAUACACAUGAGUCCACCACCGGUCACUAUGUCACAGACUUUGCCACUCAAUCGCUUCCUGCAGUAACAACAACAGCAUACACUGAACACUAUGAAACAUCAAUGCCAUCAUGGGACUCCUCUUACUCACCGCAUAUUCCAUAUAUGAAUUCUCUGAGCAAGAUUCCUUUGCAGUUCAUACUGGAAGUUACUAGUCCGGUGUCUUCAUGUGUUUAUGGAGAAUACAGACCAAAGUUUCUCUCUCCGACUCCUAAUCACGGAGAAAUCCUGAGGGCCAUGGCCGGGUCUCCUUUCCAACUGCAUCUUUCUGCACAGACAACAAGGGAAAGAAUUGAAGACUUUAAGAUCAGUGGACCCGCUGGGAUAACCAAAGAGUUCACCUCUAGUACUUCUAUGGUAGUGGAGUGGACACCAGAAGAAGAUGACAUUGGAGACCGCGUUCCCUUUUGCUUUGUGGCUGAAACAUUUAAUGGGUAUCAGUCUGAAUUAAGAUGCAUCAUCGUAGUUGUUGGAUCCAGCAAGCUAGCCUCUCUGACAUGCUCUGAGAAUACCAUGACAUUGAUCAUUGCAAAAUCCCCUGAGAAUGGCCUGUAUGAAAAUAACUGGCGCCUUGAUGACCAACGUUGUCUGGUUACCUCUAACAGCACCCACUAUAUAGCCAGUGUUGGAUACAAUUCUUGCGGGACAAAAACUGAGGAAACAGAGAAGGACAUUGUCUUCAAGAACAAAGUCACCUCUUUUGAUAACCCUGGAGAGGUGAUUACUAGAAAGCACCAACUGGCUAUUCCCUUUAACUGCUCCUUCCCAAAAAAGAACCGGGUGUCUUCAUCAUUCCGUCCCCAGAAGGCAUUCUAUGAGUUCAUGGAGGCCGGGUUUGGAAACUUCACCUACAAGUUUCAGUUCUAUACAGAUGAGCAGUUUAUUGAUAUUCAGACGCAGUAUCCUCUGGAAGUCUUACUGAGGGACCAACUCUUUAUGGAAAUACAGGUCACGUCAACAGUUCCCAAUGUCCAGUUAUUUGUAGAGUCCUGCAGAGCUACCCCUCAUGAUGACCCCAACGACGUUGUGUUUUAUGACAUCUUGAACAAUGGGUGUAUUAUAGAUGAAUCUGUGGUCAUGUAUCCUGGGAGCAGGACAAGAGUUCGGUUUGGAAUGGAGGCCUUUGCGUUCAUUGGAAGCUAUGAAGAAGUUUAUUUGAGCUGCACAGUUAUCCUAUGCAAGCUGGGUGAGCCAGACACCCGCUGUAACAAGGGAUGUAUCAAGCCAUUGGCUACCAUCAAAGAAGGAUAUCGUCAGAGAAGGAACCUUGCUUCUGAAUCCCAGCAGCACUUCAUUUCCCAGGGUCCUUUGCGCAUAAAAAACACAUCUUCGGGCAGUAGAGAUUCAAGUGCAAGCUCUUCUCUCAAUAUGAACACGGUUGUGGUGGCCCUGUCUGGAGUUGUUAUCGUGGCGCUCAUCUCACUAUCGGUACACGUCUACGUGAAGAAAGCCAGGAUGUCCAAGUACGAGAGGCUGCCCACCCAGGACUUCUAAAUCCAGAACUUCCACCCAUAUCCCUGACAAGUUGCAAAAUACAAGAAGCUAAUGAAUAUUCUUUGGUUCCCAUAAAUUCAGUUUAUUAUAGAGCAUACAGGCAUGUGAUUGAACCUAGAAUUUUUAGACAUAUGACAUGUAUGUUUAUGUCACAGUAGUAUAUGUUUAUCAGUGGACCAGCUUUGUGGUACCUCCUUUCUGUUUCCUUUUAUGUUUUGUAAAUAUAGAACAGAAAAUAAGUCAUAAAUGAAAUACUACAGAUAAAAUCAUCCUCUAGCAUGUUGUGGGCAGGUCCUUUGUUACUCUUACGGCCUCAUUUAUUAAACCUUUAGUAAUUUAAUCAGUUGUGCAAUUGGGCAGCCAAAGAAAGAAGGUCACAUCAGACUUGGGGGUCUUAAUAGGAAUCGCCUCUGUGAAGAUGAAAGCUUCUCUUUCUAUUGUUUGCACCAACUAACACAGAGAGCACUUCAUAUAAAGUUGAAGAGAGUUUCCAUGCCCAGGGUGGUUUUAACAGAUAACAUUUCUAUAAAAAAAAAGUAUAUUUUUUUAGCUGCGCUAAUAUCUUUAUGGUCUAAUAUGUAAUAAAGAGCAUUUGGUCAAUAUGAA
Molecule: messenger RNA, 3895 nt
Organism: Xenopus laevis (African clawed frog)
Lineage: Eukaryota; Metazoa; Chordata; Amphibia; Anura; Pipidae
Exons: 14
Coding region: 503-3289 (928 amino acids)
Source: RefSeq, a predicted model, not a curated record